CUUCAGAGCAAGCCCCCUCAACCCAGCCGGUGACGCGGCCGGACGGUGAUGUGCGCGCGGCCCCUACCCCUCCCCGGGAGCGCCCUCCCUUCGCCACGCGCCCCUCCUCCCCUCCCCUCCCCCUUACCGCGGGGCGCCCCACGGCCUGCGAACUGCUGAAGCGCUGCCGUCUGCCCAGACGACGCUGCGCUCUCUGGGGCGUGCUCCUACCUGCCAGGCGCGGCCUCCUGCUGUCUCCCCGGCCGCGCGGCCCCUCCUCCAGGCCGCAGCACGCCGUGCCAACCCCGUGGCCACCGCUGCCCCCGCCGGAACCGAGAUUUCCUCCUGAUGGCUGACUCUCAACCACUCCUCUCCCUUGAUGGGGACGCCGUGGCUGCAGAAGCCUUGCUCCGGGACGUGUUUGGGAUUGUGGUGGAUGAGGUCAUUCGGAAAGGGACCAGUGCCUCCGAGAAGGUCUGCGAGUGGAGGGAGCCAGAGGAGCUGAAGCAGCUUCUGGAUCUGGAGCUGCGGAAUGAGGGGGAGUCACAGGAGCAGAUCCUGGAGCGCUGCCGGGCUGUGAUCCGCUACAGUGUGAAGACCUGUCACCCUCGUUUCUUCAACCAGCUCUUCUCAGGGUUGGACCCUCAUGCCCUGGCUGGACGCAUUGUCACUGAGAGCCUCAACACCAGCCAGUACACAUAUGAGAUCGCCCCCGUGUUUGUCCUCAUGGAAGAAGAGGUGUUGAAGAAACUCCGGGCCCUGGUGGGCUGGAGCUCUGGGGACGGCGUCUUCUGCCCUGGUGGCUCCAUCUCCAACAUGUAUGCUGUGAACCUGGCCCGCUAUCAGCGCUACCCGGAUUGCAAACAGAGGGGCCUCUGGGCACUGCCGCCCCUGGCCCUUUUCACAUCAGAGGAGUGUCAUUACUCUGUCAAGAAAGGAGCUGCUUUUCUGGGACUUGGCACUGACAGCGUCCGAAUGGUCAAGGCAGAUGAGAGAGGGAAAAUGAUCCCUGAGGAUCUGGAGAGGCAGAUCGGUCUGGCUGAGGCCGAGGGUGCUGUGCCAUUCCUGGUCAGUGUCACCUCUGGCACUACCGUGCUGGGGGCCUUUGACCCUCUGGAGGCAGUUGCAGACGUGUGCCAGCGUCAUGGACUGUGGCUGCACGUGGAUGCCGCCUGGGGAGGGAGUGUCUUGCUGUCACAGACACAUAGACAUCUCCUGAAUGGGAUCCAGAGGGCUGACUCCGUGGCCUGGAAUCCCCACAAGCUCCUCUCCGCAGGCCUGCAGUGCUCAGCUCUUCUUCUCCGGGACACCUCGAACCUGCUCAAGCGCUGCCACGGGUCCCAGGCCAGCUACCUGUUCCAGCAGGACAAGUUCUACGAUGUGGCUCUGGACACUGGAGACAAGGUGGUGCAGUGUGGCCGCCGCGUGGACUGUCUGAAGCUGUGGCUCAUGUGGAAGGCACAGGGCGGGCAGGGGCUGGAGCGGCGUGUGGAUCAGGCCUUUGCCCUUGCCCGGUACCUGGUGGAGGAAUUGAAGAAGCGGGAAACUUUUGAGUUGGUCAUGGAGCCUGAAUUUGUCAACGUGUGUUUCUGGUUCGUGCCCCCCAGUCUGCGGGAGAAGAAGGGGAGUCCGGAUUACGGUGAAAGGCUGGCUACGGUGGCCCCAAUCCUCAAGGAGCGCAUGGUGAGGAAGGGCUCCAUGAUGAUUGGCUACCAGCCCCAUGGUACCCGGGGCAACUUCUUCCGCAUGGUCGUGGCCAACCCUGCGCUGACGCGGGCGGAUAUGGACUUCCUGCUGAAUGAACUGGAACGGCUGGGCCAGGACCUCUGAGCCGCUCCUUCUCUGCUGGCCUGGACCCCUCCCCCAACCCUUACCAUCUCCCUGUAUCCCCUCCCCGUGUUCUCAAGAACAACCUCUCCAGGAAACAAAGCUGUCUUAAUUUUUAUGUGCUUUGACCCACUAACUCUCCUUUAAGUAUUUGAUAUUAAGAGAAUGUUUAAAUAAAUGAUAGUAUAUCCAUAUGAUGGAAUAUUACUCUGCCAUUAAAAUUAUGUUUACAAAGAGGAUUUUUAUAGAUAAGAGAAAAAUAAUUUUAAUAUAAUGUUAUGUGAAAAAGCUGGAUAUAAGACUUUAUAUAUGGUAAUAUCUGAGCUGCAUUCAAAAAUACAUAGGAAAAGACUGAUGAGAUGUAAUAUGCCAAAAUGUUAAUAGUUUUCUCUGGGAUGGGAUUACAGGUAAUUUGAAAAUUAACUUCUUUAUACCUUUUGUGCGCCCCUUUUAUGCUAUAAGGAGUAUCUAUUGCUUUUUAUUUUAUAAAUUUAUUUAUUUUUGGCUGCGUUGGGUCUUUGUUGCUGCGCGCGGGCUUUCUCUAGUUGCAGGGAGCGGGGGCCCCUCUUUGUUACGGUGCGUGGGCUUCUCAUUGCGGUGGCUUCUCUUGUUGCGGAGCACGGGCUCUAGGCGUGCGGGCUUCACUAGUUGUGGCAUACGGGCUCAGUAGUUGUGGCUUGUGGGCUCUAGAUCGCAGGCUCAGUAAUUGUGGUGCACGGGCUUAGUUGCUCCACGGCAUGUGGGAUCUUCCCGGACCACGGCUCGAACCCGUGUCCUCUGCAUUGGUAGGCGGACUCUUAACCACUGCGCCACCAGGGAAGCCCUCCUCUAUUACUUUUAAAUAGGAAAAUAAUAAAGUUAAAUUUUCAGCUGUA
Globicephala melas (long-finned pilot whale) is the source of this 2681-nucleotide messenger RNA. RefSeq names its product cysteine sulfinic acid decarboxylase (gene CSAD). Gene Ontology annotation, molecular function: sulfinoalanine decarboxylase activity; pyridoxal phosphate binding. Lineage: Eukaryota; Metazoa; Chordata; Mammalia; Artiodactyla; Delphinidae. The record is from RefSeq and is a predicted model, not a curated record. Gene Ontology annotation, cellular component: cytoplasm. Gene Ontology annotation, biological process: taurine biosynthetic process; carboxylic acid metabolic process.